Blepharisma stoltei is the source of this 1404-nucleotide messenger RNA. Lineage: Eukaryota; Ciliophora; Heterotrichea; Heterotrichida; Blepharismidae. The record is from the annotation of a GenBank genome assembly.
AUGGGAAAUUCUCCUCAUCGGAGUAUUUCAGAUCCAUCUGGGUCUUCCUCGCAGUCCUUAAUAGGUUAUGAUUCUCCUUCAUCAAAUAGCUUUACUAUAAAAUCAGCUCCUUUAAGUGAUACUCACUCAAACAAAGACCCAGGCGAAAUAAAUGAUAUUGAUGAAUUGACUAUUCAAGAGGCAAAAACUCAUUUAAAAAGUCUAGGGUUUUCAUCAACCAUGAUAAAGCAGGCUUAUCUCAGAGGUGCUACAUCGAUAGAAGGAGCCUUAGAUUUAUUAACAAACGGGAAGCUGGAAGAACAAAAUUUUAUGUUUUCCUUUACAAAUUCAUAUUGUCCUAUCUGCAAUGAAAACUUAAAUGAAGUUAACCAAGUAGUCAUCCCUUCAUGCUUUGAUAAAUUUUGCAAAAGGUGCGUGACAUACUAUCUUCAAUUGAGAAUUGAAGAAGGACAAAUUCUAUCUAUGCCCUGCCCAAGGCAUGAUUGCGCAAGUGAAAUCCCAAUAGAAAUUAUAAAGAGCUUGCUUCCUCAAAAUUUGAUGGAAAAGUAUGAAAGAUUUAAAAUUAAUGAGGCUUUAGGGAGAGAUCCAAAUUUAAAGUGAUGCCCAAAACCUGAUUGUCAAGGAUAUGAUAUCGGGAAUAUGAAUAAAAGCAACCUGACUUGCAACACAUGCGGGCACCAAUUUUGCUACUAUUGCCUAGAGCCAUGGCACGGGAUGAGAAAAUGCAAGUCAAAAACUGAUUAUGAGCUUGACAAAUGAUCCAAAAAAAAAGGUGUAAAAUUUUGUCCUAAUUGUAAAAGACGAAUAGAAAAGCGUGAAGGAUGCGACCACAUGACAUGCCCUAAGUGCCGCUAUGAGUGAUGCUGGGUUUGUGGAAUGAAAUAUAAUGCAGGCCAUUUUGAUUCUUGCGAAGUAAAAAUCAUUAGGAAAAAAAAUCCCCCACUAUGGGUAGUUUUAGGACUCUAUUUUUCACCUAUUUGUUUUAUUUUUUGUGUCAUAAUUCUUGAAAUUAUUGCAAUAGAAAAAAUAAUUGAAGAUGCAGAUAGCCGUUCUAACCAUUUGAAAAAAAUAUUAAAAAUCAGAGUUUUAUCUUAUCCAAUGGCAAUUAUAUUAGGGAUUAUUUUUACGCCUUUAGCGUUUGCUUUGGCUCCAUUCGUAAUUGGAAUUGUUGUUAUGAUUGAAUGCAUGAGAAAUUCUAAAAUAUGCAGUUCUUCUAUGGCUGUGGUCUGGGGAUGAGUUUUAGGGAUUAUUUUAUCACCAGUUGUAGUGGUAUCGAUUUUUCUUGGGAUUGUUAUAGGCCAUAUUGUAGGGCUUGCUUUUAUUCUCUUCAAAGCUUAUAUUGCUGUAAAUAGGCUAAAAGAUCCAACAUAUAUGAAGCCCACAGCGAAUUAUGGAAAAUUCUAG